AUGGGCCAACACCUCUCCGUACCACCAUCCUCGUACGCCACAGCAGGAGGGCACCAUGGCUCCUCCACGGCGACGGGCACGCUCGUGACCGCUGCCGCCGCCGCACCGAAUGGCCCAGCAGCGAACGCGACGAAUGCCUCUUCGGCGAUCGGCGGCGGCCUCCUCGCCGAGUUGGGCGCCGAGAUUGGCUACGACAAGAGGUGAGUCAACCCAGGUGCUUCACAGCAGGAAGUUACCGAGCUCAUGACCGCGCACAUCCACAGCAUGGGCGCCUCGCGGUUCCUCAAGACGAUCCGAGCUCGUCAUCGCUCGGGAGCUCUCGUCGUCAAGGUCUUUGUCAAGGAUGACCCGGGAUUGAGUUUCAGGCCGUUCGAGGAGAGAAUAAAGCGUGCGUUACACUCGUCGCUGUGCGCGCACGCUUCCCGUCUCUCAUCGCUGAUCCAUCCGUUCUCCCCCGUUCGCCCCCACUUGUAUCAGUCGAACGAGAAGCCCUGUCGCAAGGCGCGAAUGUGCUCGCCUAUCAGCGGGCCGUGGAGACCGAUCGUGCGACGUAUCUUGUUCGGCAGUGGAUGGCUUCGAAUCUGUACGAUCGUAUCAGGUCAGUCGCAGCAAGACGACCCUCCGAGCUCACCACGGCGCUCUAAUCGCUCCCUUGUUCCUCCGAUCACCUCGAUAGUACGAGGCCGUUCUUGACCUCGAUCGAGAAGAAGUGGAUCGCUUUCCAGCUGUUGAUGGGAUUGCGAUAUGCUCACGAGAGAGGCGUAAGUUGAGAUCGUUGACGACCAAGUGCCCACUCCGUAGGGCUAAUUCACCCCCCACUUGGGAACAGAUCUCCCACGGUGACAUCAAGACCGAGAACGUGCUGUGCACCUCGUGGUCCUGGGCCCUUUUGACCGACUUUUCGUCAGCCUUCAAACCUACCUACCUCCCCCUCGACGAUCCCUCGACCUUUUCCUACUACUUUGACACCUCUUCCCGACGGACAUGCUACCUCGCGCCCGAACGUUUCUACACCCCCGAUUCCGAGAUCGCUCGUCAAAAAGCAACCUUGGGCUGGGGUCAAAGCGAUGGACCCGUAACGGAAGCGAUGGACGUCUUCAGUCUCGGCUGCGUCAUGGCUGAAAUGUGGAUGGAAGGUACACCACCUUUUACCCUAUCACAAUUAUUCAAAUAUCGCGAGGAAGGAACGACGACGACGACGGCUGUCGAACCGCAGGAAGGGGAAAGGUAUUCGUUGGAACCGUACCUCAACGAGAUCGAGGACGUCCCGAUGAGGGAUCUUGUUCGGUCAAUGGUCUCGCGGCAGCCUAGUCAGCGAAAGAGUUGUAAGGACUAUCUGGACGAGUCCAAGGGGACGGUCUUCCCCGAAGUUUUUUAUACUUUCCUCCAUCCCUUUUUGGCGGGAUUGAACGAGGGUUCGUCGAUUGGUGCUGAAGGAGGAAUGAACGUGAACCCUGCCUCGACGGGGAUCACGACCACGACUCUGGGUGGUGAGACGCUGGCCCCUCGUUCGAUGGAGACCAGCACGAGCUUACGAUCGGACUCGGACGACAAGAUCGAAAGAGUGUGGAACGAAUGGGAGAUGGUAAUGCAGUACCUCGAAGACGACCUCGUCGCGUCGACCAUCAUCAACAAGGACGCCAACGUGGUGGAGCCUACACCUGUUCCGGGGACACCAGCCGAGACCUUUCCCGUCCUCUUGGACGUCCCGGGCCUCGAAGCAUCCCCGGCUGUAGGAGGGACCCUCGAGGAUGGCCCCGCCUUGAUUCUCCUCUCUCUCCUUUGCUCGAAUCUGCGCAACUGCGUUCGACCUAGUUCGGUGUUGCGGUGUUUGGAUCUCCUAUUGGCGCUGAGUCGUUGCUUGACGGAUGAAACCAAGCUGGAUAGGUUGGUGCCUUAUUUGGUCGCCACGCUUGGGGACGAUGCGCCGAUGGUCCGGAGUGCGGCCAUUAGGAGUUUGACGCAGGUGGUGCGUAGUCUCUCGAGAGCUCUUCCGCGUAUGCUCAUCGAGCUGAACUGUGCUUGGUUCGCAGCUCCUGACGAUCGACUCGGUGACCCCUCUUAACGCCUCCAUCUACACGGAGUACAUCCUGCCCAACAUGCGACCCCUAGCGACCGACGAUUCGCUCCUCGUCCGAUCCACAUAUGCGACCUGCCUCCCCUCUCUAGCAACCCAAGGCAAACUCGUGCUCGACACAAACCAAGCGCUACAAACUACCUCCUCCGCCGCGAUCCCACAACCCCCACUCGACGACCUCCCCGAACCGUAUGACCUCCAGCUCCUCACCCUCCACCAAACGAUUCAAGACCAUCUCCACCCUCUACUCUCCGAUCCCGACCCCUUGGUCCGUCGAUCGCUCCUUUCCCACAUCGGCGAACUGUGCACCUUCUUCGGUCCCCAUCGCGCGAACGAUGCCGUUUUGGCUCAUUUGGUAACGUACCUCAAUUCGAGGGAAUGGAGGUUGAGGGAAGCGUGGAACAAAGGUGCGGGGGAGGUUGCCAAAGUCGUAGGAGGUAAAAGUUGGGAGAUGUUCUUGGCGCCUUUGAUGGUGUUGAGUUUGGCAGGUUCGUUUCCAUCCCUCUACCCGUCUCCGUUCCCUUGAAACAUCGCUGAUCAAUGGGUGGAAUGCGACGGGGAUAGAUAAAGAAGAGUUUGUGACGGUUCAAGUUUUGACCUCCCUGACCUCGUUGAUGCGACAAGGUCUGAUCACCAAAGUCAAAAAAUGGGAAUUGGUCGGACUCAUUACGGGCUUCUUGUGCCAUCCCAACAUCUGGAUACGAGAAGGUGCGUCCCCAGUGGCCUGACUCUCCUUCGAGAGUGCAACUGAUACUUGUGUGAUUACCAGGUGCAGCGAGUUUCCUCGCUUCAACGAGCGAUACCCUGGACCCGACGGAUCGAUGGUGUAUCCUCUACCCGACGAUCAAGAGGCUUUUACGUGCGGACAUCAAGGAAAUUACGGCCUUGUCCAUCUUGGACAAUGCGAGGGAACCGGUUCGUUCUAUCAAAGGGCUGCAUUCGGAUCUCAUCCUGCGAAGAGCAGCAAGUUCCUGAUGCUUUCAUGAUGUUUCCAGCUGUCACGCGUCAUCUUUGAAGCCGCAGUGAGCUGGGCCGGUCGAGCAGGUAAGAGUCAUUUUUGGAGCGCGAAUGGAUCAAGCAAGAACGCGACAAGGGAGAAGGGCGCACCGAGGGACGUCGGAGUGAGGACGGACGAGUGAGUCGAUACGAGCCCAUCAUCGCAUUCGAAGAUUCUCAAGCUGAUGAAAAGAGACUGCGACGCACAAAGGGACCAAGCCCAAUUGGACAAGAUGCGACAAUUGGGGAUGAAGUUCCCUGACGACGAGGUCAAGCUUAACCUUAUGAGGGAUUACAUCUCUCGGUUGGCGGUCGCUCGGCAGGCGUGAGUAGCUCGAUGCUCAUUACAGAAUGUUUGGCAGUAAUGGCUGAUAACUUUGCACUCUCUCGAUCCAUUCUGCAGCAACCCAACCAAAUCGACUGAGCCGACUUCCUCAUCCACACUCGACCCGAUCACCCACCACCCCGCCACGGUCCUCCAAGACCUCGGCAUCAUCCCCGAAACGAUCUUUUUCAACAUCAAGAACGACGAAUCCAGCGCACCAACGGACCGAUCAACGAGCGGUCUCCCACGUCGCUUCUCCCUCGAGCCCUCGAGUACACCACGAUCGGUGUCGGAAUUCAGUGGCUUGGGUGUCGGUGUCGGUGCAAGUCCCGAUGGACGCGGAUCGCGAAGUCGACAAGUGUUGGGUACGCCUUCCUCGACUACGGGGCAGAUCGAUGAUUUGCGACGACGACUCGCUCAAACUUCCCUCGAGGGUACGACGGUCCCACCCUUGAUCGGUCCUUCUCCCUUGAGACAUCCACAACAACGUACCGUAUCCGAAACUUCCUCCAUCAAAACGCACGUUACCGAAUCCUCAACGACGACCACGACCACUUCCGGGACCCGAGUGCAAAAGAACCUGUUCGAAGUCGGCAAAGUCGGUGCAGAGGUCGGGGAAGAUCUGGCGAACGCGCAGGGGAGGUUCGAGGUUGCCCUCGGGACUUCGCAAGUACGACGAGAGGGCGCGAUGGGGAUCGGUUUGGGUGAGAGCCCUUCGGGUGGUCAGAUGAAGAGGCCGUCGAGGUUGGGCAAGGUGCAGCAGCAGAGGUUCGAGACGACGUACAGUGAGUUAUUGUCUGAAACGGUUUCGAUAGCGGGUCUGCAUUGUAAGAAGCUGACGUUCCUCUCUGUCGGUGCCUUGAUCCAGCCGGGAGUGAAGCAGGGGUGAAGCAGCUGCUCGAACGAGCCUACCUGGAAACGUACCGCGAACCCAUCGCCGAUUUCGGACCGCACGUCCCCGUCGGCAUCCCGCGUCGCAAAGCCCUACGCACGGCCUUUCCUCCACGAGAUCGAACACCCGCCAAACCCGAAGGGACGCUCAUCGCGCACUUGGUCGAACAUACCGCGGCCAUCACUUCAAUCGCGGUCUCCCCCGAUCAACUCUUCUUCGUCACAGGGAGUCAGGACGGGACCGUCAAAGUGUGGGACUCGAUCCGGCUCGAAAAGAACGUCACUUCGAAAUCACGACAAACGUUCGAUCAAGGCGGGAGAAUCACGUGCGUUGGCGUUGUGGAGCAUACGAGGUGUGUCGUUAGUGCGAGUGAUAAUGGGAGUGUGUGGGUACAUCGAGUCGAUGUUGCUCUCGGAGGGUCGAUGCCCCGGUACGGGAGGGCGGCGAUGGUGAGGCAAUGUACGAUGCAGGGGAGGGUCGAAUUCGUCACGUGCUUGGACAGCUACAUCACAGGUUAGUUAUGGUCUACUUGUAUCGACUGUCGACUGUGCACCACUUACUAACGCCGAGCUUGACGCAGAAACGACGACCAAUUUGAUUGUCGGCACCUCGCUGUCCACGAUUCAAAUCCUCGAUCUGCGCACCAUGCGGCCUCUGCAUACCUGGCAAAACCCUUCCCACCUGGGCCCCAUUUCGUCCCUGUGCUUCGAUCGCAAAAAAGUAUGGCUCGUCGUCGGCACGGCCCACGGCUUCCUCUCCCUCUGGGAUCUCCGCUUCGGCCUCUUGCUCCGUUCGUGGUCCAUCAGUCCCUCGUCGCACCGAAUCGAACGAAUCGCCGUCCACCCAACCAAAGGCAAAGGACGAUGGAUCAUUGUCUCCGUUCAGGAUUCACUCGAGGCUGAAAGCGAUGUGCACGCACAUACUUCGACGACGCCACACGGGACGACGCAGAUUGCCGAAGUGUGGGAUCUGGAGAGAGCGCUCAAAGUGGAAGAGUUCAGAGUAUCAUCCCCUUCGACCGUUGGAGCAUCAACGAGUCGAAAUGCUGCGGGGACGGAGGGAUCGAGGGCGAACAAGAAGUCGGGGACCGCGAUCCCUUCGACACCAGUAUUUCGCGCGAAAGAGGCCGUGCUCGACCCGUCGAAAGCGAUUGCGAUCUUACUUGAACAAGCCACGAAUAAACGCAACAACCCGAACGGUGUUAAACUCUCCGACGUCCCCGCAAUCAAAUUCGAUGAAACGACGAAACUUACAACCUCGUCCUCGAUGCCCAGCAAAUUGACCGUGCGAGCGCUCUGGGCCGGUGUCGAUUACUCGCACACCGUCGAAGGUGUGACGGCCUCGUCUUCUCAUCCCGGCGGCUUGCACCUCCUCGAUGAAGCCUCGUCAUCGAAUGAGCAUUACGACCGUACAGGAGCGAAAGGCGGCUCGAGUGGUGCCGCAGGGUUCUUGUUGACGGCUGGGGAGGAUCGCAAAGUGAGGUAUUGGGAUCUGGGCAAAGCUUCGCAGUCGACGAUUGUGAGUGGGCAAGAGCUGGAGGAAGAGACGGCGGUGUUCACGUGAGUCGUUUGUCAUACCCCCUCUCUCCUUCGGAAUGUCGGACGUGGCUAACCAGAUGCAUAUAUUAUUGACCUUUGCCCAGUCUGCACUCAUCGACAACGCGUCCCUCAAUCUACUUGGAAUCCCACCCGCCCUCGCAACGAACCUCGCGCGUUCACCGCUCGACCCUGAUCGCGAAUCAUCAACAACAACUCUUGCGAGCCCACCACGAUGCGAUUACGGCCUUGGCCAUUGUCGAUCUUCCCUUCAGGUGCAUCAUCACGGGUGAUAGGAGUGGGGUGGUCAAGGUUUUUGAAUGA
Messenger RNA from Microbotryum saponariae, 6149 nucleotides. The record is from the annotation of a GenBank genome assembly. Lineage: Eukaryota; Fungi; Basidiomycota; Microbotryomycetes; Microbotryales; Microbotryaceae.